Molecule: messenger RNA, 2103 nt
Organism: Ciona intestinalis (vase tunicate)
Lineage: Eukaryota; Metazoa; Chordata; Ascidiacea; Phlebobranchia; Cionidae
Source: RefSeq, a predicted model, not a curated record
CAUGGAUGGAANUGGGAGAAUGGUGAUUGUGGAUAAAGAUGUGGAGUGGGUGAACGGGAUCACAUUAGAUAGAGAAGCUCAAAGAAUAUAUUGGUGUGAUGCCAAAAGGGAUGUGAUAGAAUCGUCUGGCAUAGAUGGCAGUAAUAGACAAAUCGUAAAACGAUUUCCACGCGACACUGCGCAUGUGUUUGGUAUUACAAUAUUCAAAGGAUACUUGUAUUGGUCCGAUUGGAACAAACCAGUGAUCUCGAAAAUGAAAAUUGAUGGAAAUACUGUGGAAGAUUUUGGACCGCGAAUAUUUGAUAAAGCGAGUGAUGUUCAUAGUUCGUAUGUGUCAAGAACAAAAGGAACCAACCCAUGCUUGAUUGGAAAUGGCAACUGUACAGGUCUCUGCAUACCAGUACCAUAUUCUCCUUCAAAUCCUACUGAUCGUAAAACCACUCGCGUGUGUAUGUGUGGGAAUGAAUAUAAUGGUACAUGUGAUAAACCAACCAACCAAACAGAUGGUGAACCGCCCAAUUUUAAUGGGACUUGCCCUCAACCGAUAACACUCACAGCUCCAACUUGUAAAGAGCAAGUACUAGUUGAUUAUCUGAUUCCAAAAGCGAUCGACAAUUCUGGUAAAGUUCGAUUGGAACUCCCCAUUCAGCCGCCUCCACUUAACUUAAGUGAAGGAAUGUAUGAACAUAGGUACACUGCUGUUGAUGAAGCUGGAAAUCAUGAUACUUGUAUUGUUAUUAUUGUUGUCAAUGUUAUUCGCUGUCCUGAAGUUCAUGAAAUCUUCAAAAAUCAACCAUUUAAAACAAUUAACACUUCAUGUGGAAAUUUAUACGGAACGCAAAUGGCGAUCACUUGUAUUAAUGGAACAACAAGUUCGGGCAGUGAGUUUAUUGAAUGUGGUCAAGAUGGAAAAUGGAUUGGAAACCCUGUUUGUGUAUCUUCUGCUCAAGAUAAACAAACUAGGCCAGUCAUUAAUCCAACAACUUCAACAGAAAGAAAUAUUAACACACACGAUGUGGGUAACAAUAAAGAUGAAAGCAGCAAUUUGCCCCCAACUGUAGCUGCAUCAACUUCAACUUUUCCAUUCUUGUUUGUGAUUCCAAUGGUAGCAGCUUUGCUACUAACUUCUGCAUGCGCUAUUGGAUACAGAUACCACAGAUCCCACAGCCUGCCAAUAAUGGAAGCAAUGGAAAAAACUCUCUCAUACAGAAAAAACGAAGAUGAUACUUUUACGCUUGAUGUAUCAGAAGAAAGACCCCAAACAAGUGGUGUGCAUAAUGCUUCAGAAAGUGCAGUAGCAGACAUUGCUUUUACUGAUAACCCAACAUUCAGAAAAAGCUCUUAUGGGACAUUAUGAUAGCAAUUAAAAUUAAACACUGUUGAUUAAUUAGUGUUGCAUACUGUUCCUACUUCAUAGAGCAGUGGUUUCAAAAGUUUUUAGCGCGACCCAAAUCAGAGUUUUAUGAACAUCUCACGACCCAUUUACCCAAGCCUCAAACAUCGAAAAAAAUCUAUUUUCAAUGUAUGCAUUCUAUACUAUAUUUUGAACAUGUAUGAAGACACAAGACACCCAAGUUGAUUAGUUGCAGUACACAGUUUAUGGUUAUCUCGUUUGAAUAGAUUUAAAUAACCUUGGAGUGACCCAUUUUUCAACCCUGUGCAACCCAUGUUUGGGUCGCGACUCAUACUUUGGGGACCAUUGUCAUAAAGAAACUGUGCUUGUACUAUAUGGUGUAUUUGGCGCAUUGCACUGUAACGAAAGCACACAACACUACCACCUAAGGCUAUGUUUAACAAAGACACAUAUUUGGCCGAAAUAAUAAGGUUUCCAAAUACAAAUUGAACUUAAACUUAAUAUUGUAUGGUUUUUAAACAUGUUACUGCUAUGAAAAAUCACAAUUUUGGUAGAGUUAAGGCAAGAAAAUGAGAAGAAUUUUAUUUAUUUGACAAAGAAGUGUUAAAGUUAUAUUAUUUAAUGCUGUGUUUUCCUAUCUAAUUUUAUUAUGAAAAAUACACUAGCAGCCAACACCAUGAUAACUUUACUACAAAUGUCACCUAAGCAAUAAAUUAAACAUUGUGUUACUUAAUGUCACAUAAACAAUG